Messenger RNA from Klebsormidium nitens, 851 nucleotides. Lineage: Eukaryota; Viridiplantae; Streptophyta; Klebsormidiophyceae; Klebsormidiales; Klebsormidiaceae. The record is from the annotation of a GenBank genome assembly.
AUGGCGCUUCGAACGCUCCUCCUGAUCUCCUACUUCCUGGCUUUCGCGGCGGGCACUUCGAAGGUUGCGGCCGCGCGCCGCAUCGCCCAAUCCUCGCCCAUGGCGGCCGCCAACGUGAACGUCGAGGUCACCAACGGCGUAACGUCACAGGUACAGAAUGUGGGCAACACCGUGACUUCAUACGGUUUCAGCACGCCGGACAGCUACACGUGCCGGACGGACGCCGCCAUGAACUGGGGCUGUACGCUGAACGGCGUGCCGGUGCUGCAGAUCCCGGUCGUUCUGAUACCGGUCAUCAUCAAAGUGGUUUCCGUCCCGACAUCUUCGCCAACCGGUUCGACCCCCUCACCGACCCCAAUCUCCUCAGAGACCCCGAGCCCAGCACCUACCGGAACCUCAACCCCGGUUCCCACUCCGGCCCCCAGUUCGGCGACCCCGACACCCUUCCCGUCGCCCUUCCAAUCGCCCGGUCUGACGCUUCCCCCGGUCUCCAUCGAAGGCUCCACCCAGCUCUCAGUAGGCGGGGUUGUGCUUCUGCCGACCGGUUCCCCGGCUCCAUAGAUUUACUAGUGCUACGUUCGUGCACUCUGCGCUACGUCCGUGUAUGAUAAUCAUCAGACUUUGGUAGUUGACACCAAGAAACGUAACCACUGCUUGAGUUGUGUAGAACAAAGCUUCACCAAAAGUCGAACUAGAGAGUAGGUUACAAGUGAUGUAAAGACGAGCGCAGAUAGCUAGCGUUAGCUUUGGCGUGAAGUAGUAUAAGCUUACUUUGCAACUCAAGCGGAUCGAAGUGACAGGUUUUUAGUACGCUUGUCUAGCCUUCUAUGAUGCUGCAAACACUGUAACCC